AUGAUUAGUUCUCCCUACAACGAACACUGGAUUAAGUUCAGAAGAAUUCUGCACAACAAUGUUCUCAGCCCCGCCCACGUUUCAUUUCAGAGCUCUUCUCACCAGGCAGGUUUGGAUAAACUCAUCAACAAAUUGGAAAAGGAGAUGAGACAGAGCAAUGGUGUGGUGAGGCCCUUCGAUGCCCACUUAUUGCCCAUGAAAAUCCAGGCAAUGAAUUUUAUUGCCCACUUAUGCUUUGGCUUGGACUUUCAAGACGACAAUUUCUUGUCCAAGCUGGAAGAAUUCAUAGCUGAAGAUAUUAGUUUAAGUAAAAGAGGAGAUAUGUUUCUGGAUUCAUUUUCUCUUGCUCGUUUCUUUGUUUCUUCAUCAAUCAGAACAGAAAGGAAAUGGAAGUCUCUGAGAGCUGAUGUUUUGUGUCUCCUGGUGCCUUUAAUCCAAUUUGCUCGCAGUUAUAGAGAAUACUUUAAGCGAAGUGCUCCCAGCAGUUUCUUGAACUGUUUACUGUCCAUUGACGAAGGGGAGGAAGAAUGGGCUCUUGCUUACCUGAUAACCAAUCCUCACGUCCAAGAGAAGGCACAUCAAGAAAUAAGCGAAGCGACGGGGAACGGAAAAGAUGGGUAUUUUAGUUUAGAGGAUCUGAGGAAGCUGCCAUACGUGCAAUGUGUGGUGAAGGAAACGCUGAGAAAAGAAUUAAUUGCACCGCUCGGGAUGAUUCAGCAGUCGGAAAACGAGUGUAAGGUGAUGGACAUCACCAUAGCCGCAAAGUCACGAGUCCUUUUUAAUCAACAUAGCGUGAACAACGAUCCUGAGGUGUGGAAAGAACCGGAGAAGUUCAGGGACGAGAGAUUUUUAGGGAAUAAUGAGGUGAGAAUGGCAUAUGUUGCGUUUGGAGCAGGAAGGCGGGUGUGCGCAGGAAUGGACGUUGCCAGUGUGUAUGUUCCCAUCACUCUUGCCAAUUUGCUUAAAUCAUUCGAGUGGGGAUGUGUUAAGGAAGGUAGUCUUCCCGCUCUUGCUCGGGAUAUUCAAAAUGUGCUCAUGUCCAUGAAAUAUCCAUUGGAAGUUCGAAUCACACCUCGUCCAUCAUAA
This is a messenger RNA of Cryptomeria japonica (Japanese cedar), 1086 nucleotides long. Its product is annotated as (S)-canadine synthase CYP719A21. Bases 1 to 1086 code for a protein of 361 amino acids. The record is from RefSeq and is a predicted model, not a curated record. NCBI's taxonomy places the organism in Eukaryota, Viridiplantae, Streptophyta, Pinopsida, Cupressales, Cupressaceae. The transcript is spliced from 2 exons. Gene Ontology annotation, molecular function: oxidoreductase activity, acting on paired donors, with incorporation or reduction of molecular oxygen; monooxygenase activity; iron ion binding.